GAGCAUAGACAGCGCCUCGGCGUUUUUCCACUCCAGCCUUACCGAACGAGAGAUCGGACUGGCAAACAACGCCUCCUGCACGGUGUGGAUAGAUUAAGCAGACUUAUUUGAGAUUAUAGUUAGUUGUUUUUUUAUUUUGUCACCGUGCUUCAUAUCGGCACAAUGACAGCCCUGUCGCUGCUUUUGAUGGCCGUGUCGGCCGCAUCUGUACUGGCCGAGUCUACUGUGUAUUUGCGAGAGCAAUUUGAAGACGGGGAUGCCUGGACGAGUCGCUGGGUGGAAUCCAAGCACAAGUCUGACUACGGCAAGUUUGUCCUGACUGCUGGGAAGUUCUAUGGAGAUGCAGAGAAAGACAAAGGUCUUCAGACGAGCCAGGAUGCCCGCUUCUACGCCUUGUCGUCCCGUUUUGAUGACGUCAGCAACCAGGGCGAGCCUCUUGUCAUCCAGUUCUCCGUGAAACAUGAGCAGAGCAUUGACUGUGGCGGAGGCUACAUUAAGCUGUUCCCCUCUGGCCUCAACCAGGAGGACAUGCAUGGAGACUCAGUCUACAACAUCAUGUUUGGUCCUGAUAUUUGUGGCCCUGGCACAAAGAAGGUUCAUGUCAUCUUCAACUACAAAGGCAAGAAUCAUCUGAUUAACAAGGACAUCAGAUGCAAGGAUGAUGAGUACACCCACUUGUACACACUGAUUGUCAACCCCGACAACACUUAUGAGGUCAAGAUCGACAAUAAGAAGGUCGAGUCCGGCAAUCUGGAGGAUGACUGGGACUUCCUGCCCCCCCAAAAAAUUAAGGACCCUGAAGCCAAAAAGCCAGAGGACUGGGAUGACAGGGAGAAGAUUCCCGAUCCUGACGAUAAGAAACCAGAGGACUGGGACAAGCCUGAGAACAUCCCAGAUCCUGAUGCUAAGAAGCCUGAUGACUGGGAUGAUGAGAUGGACGGAGAGUGGGAGCCACCUAUGGUCGCUAACCCUGAUUACAAGGGUGAGUGGAAGCCCAGAGAGAUCAACAAUCCUGCCUACAAAGGCAAGUGGAUCCACCCUGAGAUCGACAACCCGGAGUACACAGCCGAUUCUGAGAUCUAUAAAUACGACAGCAUCGGCGUGAUUGGCCUUGACUUGUGGCAGGUCAAGUCUGGCACUAUCUUCGAUAACUUCCUAAUCACCAAUGACCCAAACCUGGCAGAGGAAGUAGGCAACGACACAUGGGGUAAAACUAAGGACCCAGAGAAGAAGAUGAAGGAAAGCCAAGAGGAGGAGGAGAGAAAGAAGCGCGAGGAGGAGGACAAUAAGAGGAGAGAAGAGGCGAAGGAGGAAGACGAGGAGGAAGAUGAGAAGGAGGAGGAGGAGGAGGAGGAAGACGAAGAAGAGGAAGAGGGGGAAGAGCAGGAGGAGGACGAAGAGGACGACGAAGGCACAGACUCUAAACUCAAGGAUGAGUUAUAAACUCCAUACAGGAGGUGCUCAGAAAAUAACCAGACUGUGUCAAUGAGCCAUCAGAGCGAGGCUGCUGAGUGAGAUGAUAGACCCUCGUGAUUGACACCCUGGGGAGGGGGUUGGGGUGGGAUGUGGUUUUUCAAUUCUUUGUUUACAAGCAAGGGAGUAGGUAAAAAAGGGCAAUUAUUGUUCUGUUUCCUGUUUCCGUGUGCUACUACUACUACUAUUAUCAUUAUGAUGAUUAUUAUUAUAUUACACUGUUAUUAAAUGAGAAAUAGUGAUGAAAAAAAUGAAGAUGUCAUAACGAAUGUCAAGACAGGAAAUCAUCAAACUAAACUGUGUCACAGUUUAUACCCAACAGAAAUGUAUACAUUGAUAUUUGUGUUCUGCAAAGAUCUGGCUUUUAUGAAGUAUGAUGUUGUGGUGGUGAAAAAAAGCUAUAUUUGGUUUGUGGUUGAUACCACGAAAAUGUUUUUUUUACCUCAUGUGCUUUGUUUGUCUUAUUAAUCAGUGUCACAUGUUUUUUGUUUUGUUUGUUUCGUUUUUGUUAUUCUAUGUUACAGUCAGUUAUGUCCGUCUGUAUCAAGAUCCCCCUUUCGUGGCCCCUUUUAAAUAGCUACGUCAAAUCUCAAAGGAUUCGACAGGGUCAGACAUCAUCAUAGACAUCAUUAGACAUCGUUGUGCAGGUUAUCUUGCCUGCUCUUAUUCAAACCUCUCUGAUUCAGACAAGGGUUAAUGGCAUGGGGACUAGAGUGCCUCAGGACUGACAUGUGUUUGACAACCUGAUCAAAAAAAGCUGUCGCUCAUAGGAUGGUGAUAUGGGGUGCUUUAAGACGAAAUCCCUUGCAUAGUUUUGUACUGUAUAGUUAACACUUUUUCACUUCAGCACACAUAGCUGUAGUCUCGUGUGUCUAAGUAAACUGUGCUCAAACUCAGAUGUGCAUUAGGAGCACACCAGUAGCAGGAAAGCUUCCGCUCAUUUGGUACGCGUUCACUUUAGGUUUACCCGUAGUCAGUGUACACAACCAGUCUGUUAAUUUCUGAUGCUAAUAUCUCAAUACUGCUGUAAUCCAACACACCGUCUCAAACAGUCUGAAAGAUGAUCCUUUUGUAAAAGACGCAUUUUUUACUAAUGGUAGUGACUGAAGUGGGAAGAUUUUCAUGUUGCUGUGUUAAAAAACAAAACAAAAACAAAAACAAAGACAGGUGCUCUGUCCAAUAAAAACAACUGGAAGGAAAUGAGCAGAAGUCUUCCUCAAUUUAGUUUUUUAUUUUUAUUACUUAUUUUAGUAGCAUUUUUUUGUUGUUCAUUUGACUGAUGUUUGUAACUUAUAGCAGCGGUGGAUAGUGACUAAGUACAUUUACAACCCUAUAUAUAUGUAAAUAUAUAUUAUUUAUUUUAUACUAAUUUAUACCUGUACUCCAUGACAUUUUAGGAGAACAUGUGUUUUUUCUUCCACUUAAUUAAUCUAAGCUGUAAGUACUGGUUUACAGGUUCAUAUUUUACAAACACAAACAAAAUGAUUAGAGAAAAGUGUAAACCAGCAGCAUGUGAAGUAGUUAAAAUUAGCUCCACCUACUGGAAUAGCAGUAAUAGUAAUAUAGUAAACAGUGUGAAAAAGGCCUUGUAGCAUACUUAUGUAUUUUUACACAAGUAAGAUAUUGAAUGCAGGACUUUUACUUGUAAUGGAGUAUUUUUAUAUUGCCAUCUGGGCCA
This is a messenger RNA of Chelmon rostratus (copperband butterflyfish), 3151 nucleotides long. RefSeq names its product calreticulin (gene calr). The transcript has 9 exons. Gene Ontology annotation, biological process: protein folding. Gene Ontology annotation, cellular component: endoplasmic reticulum membrane; endoplasmic reticulum. The record is from RefSeq and is a predicted model, not a curated record. Gene Ontology annotation, molecular function: calcium ion binding. NCBI's taxonomy places the organism in Eukaryota, Metazoa, Chordata, Actinopteri, Chaetodontiformes, Chaetodontidae. The coding region runs from base 163 to 1443 and encodes 426 amino acids.